AUGGGUGUCAGUAACGUAGUGGCGAAGCCUGAAGUCGAAAAGUUCGUGACUGGAAGGUUAAGUUUUGAACGAUCGAAGGACAGUGAUGUCGACAAUGACAACGACAACGAUAACGAUAACGACAUUGAUGGGGACGCUGAAGGUGAUGGAGAAGGAGAUGGGGAAGAGGACACUACACGUAGGAAGAAACCCAUAAAAUAUAUUCAAAAUAGAACAAGAAGACAUGUGACAUUUGCGAAACGAAGACAUGGGAUCAUGAAGAAAGCAUACGAGUUGUCUGUUUUGACUGGUGCAAACAUCUUAUUGCUAAUAGAGUCGCAUAAUACGGGACUAGUGUAUACAUUUACUACCCCUAGAUUGGAACGGGUAGUGGUAGGUCAAGAGGGAAAGGAUUUGGUGAGGAGAUGUUUGGCAGAUUAG
Molecule: messenger RNA, 420 nt
Organism: Maudiozyma barnettii
Lineage: Eukaryota; Fungi; Ascomycota; Saccharomycetes; Saccharomycetales; Saccharomycetaceae
Gene: ARG80
Product: Arg80p
Exons: 1
Coding region: 1-420 (139 amino acids)
Biological process (GO): positive regulation of transcription by RNA polymerase II
Molecular function (GO): protein dimerization activity; RNA polymerase II cis-regulatory region sequence-specific DNA binding; DNA-binding transcription factor activity, RNA polymerase II-specific
Source: RefSeq, a predicted model, not a curated record